Messenger RNA from Xenia sp. Carnegie-2017, 773 nucleotides. RefSeq lists its product as uncharacterized. Bases 1 to 597 code for a protein of 198 amino acids. The transcript has 5 exons. The record is from RefSeq and is a predicted model, not a curated record. NCBI's taxonomy places the organism in Eukaryota, Metazoa, Cnidaria, Anthozoa, Malacalcyonacea, Xeniidae.
AUGGCUAAAAUUAUUCUUACAAAUAUGUCAGGAUCGUAUUUUUUAACAUUCAUUGCAAUCAGUCUUCUUGGAUGUUGCCUUGGGAAAUGUAUUAUUGACGAAAGAAGCCGAUGUAAAAACUUUUCAAAAGAACUUAAAGGUCUAAGUAAACUUAUUGGUAAUUUGAAAACGUGUUUAAAAGACGAGUGUAAAGGCGGCCUCUGUAACAAUCCAGGAACAAAGAUGAAAAUUUAUUUUCCUCGUGCACUACGAUUUAAUUUAACAACUGAAGAUUUUCUUCAAGAGAUGUCAAAUAGAAUAAAAUUUCACGUUCAGUACAUCAAAAGAAACUUCAGAAGCGUGAAAUGUAAUACAAAAAUCAAAAAAGUUAGCUGGAGAGCAAGACUUCUCAGAUAUUGGAUCAAAAACACGCAAGAAGAAAUGCAGUUACCGACUAAUAUUCAAGAGAAUUUAUCUUAUACCAUGACAAUGACUAAAUCCAGUUCAAAGAGCAGCAUACACGGAACAAAAAUCCAGAUACUACGCAAAGUACAUGUUCGUAUUCUUCAAAUGAGAAAACGUUUCAAAAUAAAAAAUUGUAUCAUUUCCGCUUGUUAAAACGAAUAUUUCAAAAUGUAAAAUAGUGGAAAGUAGAUGCUAUGCAUAAAUUAAUUGUAACGAUAUUAUUAGAGUAUUUGAUUUCACAUCGACAAAAUUUGCAGUCUAAAUGUCAUCAAAAAAAUUAUUAAAAUUAUACAUACAAAUAAGAACGAAAUAAAAAUACAUGGAAGGAA